This is a messenger RNA of Dreissena polymorpha, 1989 nucleotides long. RefSeq names its product coiled-coil domain-containing protein 63-like. The record is from RefSeq and is a predicted model, not a curated record. NCBI's taxonomy places the organism in Eukaryota, Metazoa, Mollusca, Bivalvia, Myida, Dreissenidae. The coding region runs from base 78 to 1820 and encodes 580 amino acids. The transcript has 12 exons.
AAUGCGCCGAACCGUACGUCACGGAUAUGACGUCAUGUCUUCACAGUAGACGUUGACAUCAGGUUUUGGGAUUUGUAAUGUGGAAGAAGUACAACAAAAUUGCGGGAGGAGGCGCCACUAUGCCAACCAAUGCCGUCCAGACGGCGAAACGUUCCGUGAGCGGCGACCACGACGACCUAGAUGAAUCCCAGCUCGAGCAGGAGCUGUGUCGUCUGCAGCGCCAGUUGCACGCGAUGGAGGGUGACAGACGCGCCUAUAGCGAGGAGACGUGCAAUCUCCUACGAAAACAAAAGUCAGAAAUCGCGAGUCUCAAGAAGGAAAAUGAGGAGAUCGGCAAAGUAUUACGACUGGCCAAGAGCGACCGGAACGUGAGCGCGGAUGGGCGGGACAUCGAGAAGCUGCUCACUUUGAUUGACCAGCUGGACGAAUACAAAACGAAGUGUGUGCGGGAGGAGCGAGAAAUCAAGCAACUUGACAGCGAGAUUGCGCGGGUUCAAGACAUGAUCAACGAGGAGCAGAAGUUGAUGGGAAGCGUGACAGAGGAGACCGCGUCUAUCAUCGUGUCAAAGCGAUUGCGUAUCACAGAGAACAGGCUCAACCAGGAGUUGAUGAAGUUCAACAACCAGCUGGCGACGAACGCGCGACUCCGCGAGGAGCUGGAUCAUCUGCGCCAGGAGAAGGCGGUGUUUGACUCCCUGCACAAGCGGCUCACAAAGCGGCUUGAGGAUACUAAGCACCAGAUCAGCGACUGCAUCGCGCAGGCGUCAAGCGCAUACGAGGAACGCGACGAGGCGCAGACGAAAAUGAUCGCGCUAAAGGAACGUUCAGACAAGGACAUGGCACAACAGGAAAUGGAGAUGAAGGAGCUGCUGCGCAUCAUCAAGCACGACGACAUGCUCAAGGAGUUCAUGGGCGUCAAGGCGCAGGACCGACACGACUUCCGGGAGGAGGAAUCAGCCAAGAGGCUCAAGGGGAAAGACACGGCCGACCACGAGACGGACGUCGAGAAGCAGACUAUCCGGCAGCUGGAGAAGGCAUUCGAACGCGUGACCGACGCCACCGGCGAGAGCGACAUCACCACCAUUGUCAACAACUUCAUUCGCAAGGAGGACGAGAACUUUGCGCUCUAUAAUUAUGUGAACGAGCUUAACGACGCAUUGGAGGCGAUACAGGAGGAGACCGCUAAUACCCAGGAGGAAAUCAAGCGAUUCCAUGACGAAAACAUCAAGAGCGAGGAUAACAGACGAAAAAUGAUCAGAGAAAUGGAGUUGGAGGCAGAACGCUUCGUGCGCGAGGCGGACGACGCCGAGCAACAGAACACUGUCGUCUGCAAGGUCCUCGACGAGAUGCGAGUUGGCGUGGAAAAACUGUUUAAGGAGGCGGACUGCGACUCAAGCACGAUCUCGGACAUGCUGGGCAGCGACGAGGGCGUCACGAACAAGAAUAUAUUGCAGUACAUGGGCAUCAUCGAGCAGCGCACCAUGGAGCUGCUUAAGCUGCAGCAGUAUAUUCAGAUGCAGAAGGAGCCGCCGAAGACGGAAAGGAAGGACAGCAAAGGCCAGCCUGCCACCACCCCGUCCCAGCAGAAUAAGAAGAGCCCCAGGCAAUCACUGGUGGUUAUUGCCCCGCCAAAUCCAAACGAGGAAGAUGAGCUUACGGCCGACGGCGAGUUACGUCCCCUGACGCGGGACGAGCUGAAGCGUCUGGUGAUGCACAACCUCACGGUACGGCCGCCCCCAAGCGUCGACGCUCGCAAGAAGUCGCCGCCUAAACGCAACAAGACCAGUCCGCGGCCGUCGAAACCCGCACAGUUACUGUAAUACCACCUGCAUGAAUAAAUGACAAUACAGAAACUUUAGUUUUGAAAAUGUUUAAAAAAAAUAGAUUUUUUUUUACUCUUGUAUUUCAGUAAGUGUACAUUUAUAUUGAAAAUAAAUUAAAAGUAUGAAUGUUGGCAUUAAUAGUAAAAUUAAAAGUGAUGAAAUUCAA